GUGUGACCCCUCCUCCCUGCCCCCAGGCCCACCGGCAGGACACUGCCCCCCACCGCUCAGCAGACGCCAAGGGGGAGAGAUGAGUAACAGCAAAGAGCAGCGCUCGGCAGUGUUCGUGAUCCUCUUUGCCCUCAUCACCAUCCUCAUCCUCUACAGCUCCCACAGUACCAGUGAGGUCUUCCACUACAGCACCCACCGGCCCGUCAACGUCAGAAAAUGGAGCAUCACCAAUGGCUACGUCCCUCUUCUUGGCAACAAGACGCUCCCGUCCCGGUGCCGCCAGUGUGUGAUUGUCACCAGCUCCAGCCACCUGCUGGGCACCAAGCUGGGUGCCGAGAUCGAGCGGGCUGAGUGCACCAUCCGCAUGAACGACGCGCCCACCACCGGCUACUCGGCUGACGUGGGCAACAAGACCACCUUCCGUGUGGUGGCCCAUUCGAGUGUAUUCCGCGUUCUGCGGAGGCCCCAGGAGUUCGUCAACCGGACCCCCGAAACCGUGUUCAUCUUCUGGGGCCCCCCGACCAAGAUGCAGAAGCCGCAGGGCAACCUGGUGCGCAUCAUCCAGCGGGCAGGCCUGGCGUUCCCCCACCUGGAGGCCUACGCCGUCUCUCCCACCCGCAUGCACCAGUUUGACGACCUCUUCCGGGAAGUCUCAUUCGUGGCUGAGCACCGGCUGGUUCACCAUGGCGAUCGCGGUGGAGCUGUGUGACCACGUGCAUGUGUACGGCAUGGUCCCUCCCGACUACUGCAGCCAGCGUCCCCGCCUGCAGCGCAUGCCCUACCACUACUAUGAGCCCAAGGGGCCAGACGAGUGUGCCACCUACAUCCAGAACGAGCA
Echinops telfairi (small Madagascar hedgehog) is the source of this 838-nucleotide messenger RNA. It is a transcript of the gene ST6GALNAC6, whose product is annotated as ST6 N-acetylgalactosaminide alpha-2,6-sialyltransferase 6. The coding region runs from base 80 to 709 and encodes 209 amino acids. The transcript is spliced from 5 exons. Gene Ontology annotation, molecular function: alpha-N-acetylgalactosaminide alpha-2,6-sialyltransferase activity. The record is from RefSeq and is a predicted model, not a curated record. NCBI's taxonomy places the organism in Eukaryota, Metazoa, Chordata, Mammalia, Afrosoricida, Tenrecidae. Gene Ontology annotation, biological process: ganglioside biosynthetic process; oligosaccharide metabolic process.